Amblyraja radiata (thorny skate) is the source of this 2180-nucleotide messenger RNA. RefSeq names its product X-ray repair cross complementing 6 (gene xrcc6). The record is from RefSeq and is a predicted model, not a curated record. The transcript is spliced from 13 exons. Bases 179 to 2008 code for a protein of 609 amino acids. Gene Ontology annotation, biological process: telomere maintenance; double-strand break repair via nonhomologous end joining. Gene Ontology annotation, cellular component: Ku70:Ku80 complex; nucleus. Gene Ontology annotation, molecular function: damaged DNA binding; telomeric repeat DNA binding; double-stranded DNA binding. NCBI's taxonomy places the organism in Eukaryota, Metazoa, Chordata, Chondrichthyes, Rajiformes, Rajidae.
CUGCGGCGAGGGGGAGCCGCGGGCUGUGGGCGGAGUUGUUGCGCCGGGAGACGGUCGGUCGGACAGAGACGGACAGAGACGGACAGAGACGGUCGGCGGCUUCUCUACGGACCGGGAUCAGAUACUGGUGUAUUGUGCCUCUACCCGACAGCACAGCGGGCAGCUCCUCUACAGCAGCAUGUCGGACUGGCGCUCGCACUACCACAAUGACGAUGAGGAAGAUCAGGAUGAUGCCGAGGACAAUGAAGAGGAAUUUAAGUUCGCAGGAAGGGACAGCUUAAUCUUCCUCAUUGAUGCCUCGGAAUGCAUGUUUGAAGUGGACAGUGAAACGGGCAUUUCACCGUUUAACCUGACGUUACAGUGUGUCCACAAGGUGUACACCAGCAAAAUCAUCAGCAGCGACCGUGACCUCCUGGCUGUUGUCUUCUUUGGCACUCAAAAGCACAAGAACUCUGUGGACUUCAAGCACAUCUAUGUCCUCCAUGACCUGGACACUCCAGGUGCGAAGCGAGUGCUGGAAUUGGAUGGGUAUGAAGGAGAGAAGGGGAACAAGAUGUUCAAGGAGGACCUGGGCCACAGCCGGGACGUCUCGGUGGGAGAGGCGCUGUGGGCCUGUUCCAACCUCUUCAGCGACGUCAAGCUCAAGCUGAGCCACAAGCGCAUCAUGCUGUUCACCAACGACGACGACCCUCACGCUAACGACAGCUCCAAGGCUCGCAUGGCCAGAACCAAGGCCAGUGACCUCCGUGAGACAGGUAUCAUCCUCGACCUAUUGAACCUGAGGAGGUCGGGUGGGUUUGACACGUCUCGCUUCUACCGUGACAUUGUGAGCCAGUCGGCGGGUGAAGAUGGGGGCAUGCAGUUCAAGGAAUCGGCCAAACUGGAUGACCUGCUUCGGAAAGUCUGGGCCAAGGACUACAAGAAAAGAGCGGUCACCAGGCUGAACCUGAAGCUGGGAGGAGGUGUGGAACUGUCGGUCGGCGUGUACAACCUCAUCCACAGUGCCAGAAAACCGGCUGCAGUCCGCCUCUAUCGAGAGACCAACGAGCCCAUCAAAACUAAAACCCGCUGGUUUAACGGCGAGACCGGCAGCCUGCUGCUGCCCAGUGACACCAAAAAGGCCCAGGUGUAUGGACAAAGACAGAUUGUUUUGGAGAAGGAAGAAACUGAAGAGCUGAAGAGGUUUGAUAAUCCGAGCUUGGUCCUCAUUGGCUUCAAGCCAUUGUGUCUGUUGAAGAAGCACCAUCACAUCAGGCCCUCGCAGUUCGUUUACCCGGAGGAGGAGUUCAUAACAGGAAGCACGACUCUGUUCAGCGCGUUGCUGACCAAGUGCCUGGAGAAAGACGUGUACGCCAUUUGUCGGUACACCCCGCGGCGGAACACGCCACCUCGGUUCGUGGCCAUGGUCCCACAGCAGGAGCAUCUGGAUGACCAGGAGAUGCAAACCAUGCCUUCAGGAUUCCACCUAACCUUCUUGCCAUUUGCUGACGACAUCAGGAAGGUCAGUUUUCCAAAGAGUGAGAAGGCUAAUCAAGAUCAGAUCGAGAAGAUGAAGAGGGUGGUGCAGAAACUCCGCUUCAAGUACAGGCCGGAGAGUUUUGAGAACCCCGUCAUACAGAAGCACUUCCGCAACCUGGAGGCCCUGGCGCUCGACCUGAAUGAACCGGAAGAAAUGGAGGAUCUGACUCUGCCAAAGGACGACGUGAUUGAUAAGAGGCUUGGGCAGCUGGCUGAGGAGUUCACAAGCCUGGUCUACCCUCCGGACUACAACCCCGACACAAAGGGCCAGCAGAAACGCAAGCUGUACGAGCCGGGUGGCGGAGGGGAGAAGAAGGUGAAGGUGGAGACGCCGAUGGGGGAGGAGGAGAUCAGAGAACUGUUGAAGAGCGGGAGUCUGGGCAAGCUGACGGUGCCGAAGCUGAAGGAGGUGUGCAGGCAGUACGGGCUAAAGGGCAGCAAGAAGCAGGAGCUGCUGGACGUAAUCUCCGCCUACUUCUCCGCCCACUGAGGGCAGUGCAACACACACUGUCUAACCCACUCUGCGGCAACACCAGGCCCACGGCCCAUCACCGACCCAGAGCUCCACAAAGUACAACAUGCCCACUAUUUUUGUACCACUUCUCACACGUUUAUUUUAUCUUUUUUUGUGAAACCUUGUCAAUAAAGCCUUAUAUUUCAGA